This is a messenger RNA of Callithrix jacchus (white-tufted-ear marmoset), 2023 nucleotides long. It is a transcript of the gene EFEMP2, whose product is annotated as EGF-like fibulin extracellular matrix protein 2. NCBI's taxonomy places the organism in Eukaryota, Metazoa, Chordata, Mammalia, Primates, Cebidae. Gene Ontology annotation, molecular function: calcium ion binding. The record is from RefSeq and is a predicted model, not a curated record.
UGUGGCUGGCCGGGGGCGGAGAAGCUGGGGGUCGGGGUCCCUCCCCCUGGCGCGGGCUCAGGAAUCCGCCGAAGGGCGGGCGGAGGCGCCGGGGUGGGCCGCGCCGCGGCAGGCGGGCGGGCGGGGGGCGCUUCCUGGGGCCGCGCGUCCAGGGAGCUGUGCCGUCCGCCCGUCCGUCUGCCCGCAGGCAUUGCCGGAGCCAACUGAGCAGCCAGAGCCUUGGGCCGCGGGGGCGUCGCGGGCCCAACCCCAGGAUGCUCCCCUGCGCGUCCUGCCUCCCGGGGUCUCUACUGCUCUGGGCGCUGCUGCUGCUGCUCUCCGGGCCAGCGUCUCCUCAGGAUUCGGAAGAGCCCGACAGCUACACGGAAUGCACAGAUGGCUAUGAGUGGGACCCAGACAGCCAGCACUGCCGGGAUGUCAACGAGUGUCUGACCAUCCCUGAGGCCUGCAAGGGGGAAAUGAAGUGCAUCAACCACUACGGGGGCUACUUGUGCCUGCCCCGCUCCGCUGCCGUCAUCAAUGACCUACACGGCGAGGGACCCCCACCACCAGUGCCUCCCGCUCAACACCCCAACCCCUGCCCACCAGGCUAUGAGCCCGACGAUCAGGAGAGCUGUGUGGAUGUGGAUGAGUGUGCCCAGGCCCUGCACGACUGUCGCCCCAGCCAGGACUGCCAUAACUUGCCUGGCUCCUAUCAGUGCACCUGCCCUGAUGGUUACCGCAAGAUCGGGCCCGAGUGUGUGGACAUAGACGAGUGCCGCUACCGCUACUGCCAGCACCGCUGUGUGAACCUGCCUGGCUCCUUCCGCUGCCAGUGCGAGCCGGGCUUCCAGCUGGGGCCUAACAACCGCUCCUGUGUGGAUGUGAACGAGUGUGACAUGGGAGCCCCAUGUGAGCAGCGCUGCUUCAACUCCUAUGGGACCUUCCUGUGUCGCUGCCACCAGGGCUAUGAGCUGCACCGGGACGGCUUCUCCUGCAGCGAUAUUGAUGAGUGUAGCUACUCCAGCUACCUCUGCCAGUACCGCUGCGUCAACGAGCCAGGCCGGUUCUCCUGCCACUGCCCACAGGGCUACCAGCUGCUGGCUACACGCCUCUGCCAAGACAUUGAUGAGUGUGAGUCGGGUGCACACCAGUGCUCCGAGGCCCAAACCUGUGUCAACUUCCAUGGGGGCUACCGCUGUGUGGACACCAACCGCUGCGUGGAGCCCUAUAUCCAGGUCUCUGACAACCGCUGCCUCUGCCCAGCCUCCAACCCUCUGUGUCGAGAGCAACCUUCGUCCAUUGUGCACCGCUACAUGACCAUCACCUCAGAGCGGAGCGUGCCCGCCGACGUGUUCCAGAUCCAGGCGACCUCCGUCUACCCUGGCGCCUACAAUGCCUUUCAGAUCCGUGCUGGAAAUUCGCAGGGGGACUUCUACAUUAGGCAAAUCAACAACGUCAGCGCCAUGCUGGUCCUCGCCCGGCCGGUGACAGGCCCCCGGGAGUAUGUGUUGGACCUGGAGAUGGUCACCAUGAACUCCCUCAUGAGCUACCGGGCCAGCUCUGUACUGAGACUCACCGUCUUCGUGGGGGCCUACACCUUCUGAGGAGCAGGAGGGAGCCACCCUCCCGCAGCUCCCUUAGCUGAGGAGCCUGUUGUGAGGGGCAGAAUGAGAAAGGCAAUAAAGGGAGAAAGAAGGAGUCCUGGUGGCUGAGGUGGGAGGGUCACACUGCAGCAAGCCUCAGGCUGGGGCAGGCCAAGUCCACCUAAGUGGGGGUCUCUGUGUGCUCAGACCCAGGGGGCCCCACUGACAGGAGCUGGGAGCUCCGUACCACAGGCUUCAGUCACCCCGAGAGCAGAGGAGGUAAUGAGGAGGGCGGACCAGAGAUCUGGACUUGGCUGCUCUGCAGGGGUCCUGAGAAACUGCACUCGGGAUAGCGUCAGGAGGCCCUGGGUUCCAGCCUAACUCUGUCUCAAGCUGUACAUUUUGACAAGUCCUAGUGGUUCCCUGAGACUGUUUUUCCAUAAAAUGAGGCAACUGGA